Messenger RNA from Geodia barretti, 531 nucleotides. The record is from the annotation of a GenBank genome assembly. Lineage: Eukaryota; Metazoa; Porifera; Demospongiae; Tetractinellida; Geodiidae.
AUGAGCGUGAUGAAUUCCGGCGAGGAGGUGGUGUACCCCACCCCCGGGUACCCGAUCUACGAGUCGCAGGUCGACUACCUGGGGGGACGCGGACGCCCCUACGCCUACGUCGAGGAGGCCGACGGCUUCCGCAUCGACCGCGCUUCGGUGGAAGCGGCGCUCAGCGACGCGACCCGCGUGCUGAUCGUCAACGGCCAGCACAACCCCACCGGCGCCGACGCAUCGGCCGACGAGAUCGCCUGGCUGGCCGGGAUCGCCCGCGAGCGCGACCUGUGUGGUGCUGUCCGACGAGCCGUACUUCGACAUCCGCUACGGCGGCAGCAGCCGCAGCCUGGUGUCCGAACCGGAGAUGGUCGAGCGCACCGUGAUCGGCUACACGUUCUCGAAGACCUACGCGAUGACCGGCUGGCGCCUUGGCGCCGCGAUCGGCCCGGCCCGCGUCAUCGAUCUGAUCACCAGGCUGAACACCAACCACGAGUCGUGCACCUGCGGGUUCAUCCAGCACGCCGGCGUGGAGGCCUUGCAGGGUGA